AUGCCUUUCGAGUCGCAGGGAGACGACCCCGGACCUCCGAGGCCUCAAGAAGCCGAUACUACAAGAUCCCCAUUGACUCGUCCACCUGCGCCUCUCCAUCUUCCCUCGGACUACUCGAUCCAACUUCCCCACGGCUCUACGCAACCCCCGUCCUACCACACGGGCGGCGUCAGCACCUCACUCAACGAGGCGAGAAGUAGCGUGCGUCAGCUGAGUGGAAGCCAUUCCAACGAGCCCUCAUCAGGGGGUCCUUACACACUCAUCUUCUCAUAUGCAAAACAUGCCAGCUCCCUGACACCCUUGGGCGCCACCGCACCUCUCUAUGUUGCUUCGUACAAGCGACCUUUCGCAUUCUCCAAGCCCGACAUACUGGUCUCGUUUGCACCAAAGGACUACCAGUUGGCCACGGUCAAUUUUCACAGUUUCUCAAGCAAGAUCAAUCUCGUCUUCUCCGAGGACAGGAUUACCACGUACAAAGCCCACUUCCCCACCACCAACAUCAGAGCAUUCCAGUGGACGGUGAGAGAAGGUCCAAAGCGAAGCAAAGCCGGCAUUGAGUGUUUUGAUCAAUUGAAGCGGCCCGUGUGCACCAUUUCACUGACCCAGAACCUCACCAGCGGAAGCCUCGAAGUCUGGAAAGAAGACAUGGAGUGGGACGAAUUCGAUCGAAUGAUUGUGUCAGCAAUCGCGCAAAUCGAAUGGUUGAAGAGAAGACUCGAAAUACCCAUUGGAACCCUGCAUGAGGCGGCUGCAAGUCUGGGGAAUGCUGGUGGAGUUGCUGCUACAACAUGA
This is a messenger RNA of Exophiala oligosperma, 792 nucleotides long. RefSeq lists its product as uncharacterized. The transcript has 2 exons. Lineage: Eukaryota; Fungi; Ascomycota; Eurotiomycetes; Chaetothyriales; Herpotrichiellaceae. The record is from RefSeq and is a predicted model, not a curated record. Bases 1 to 792 code for a protein of 263 amino acids.